Molecule: messenger RNA, 4315 nt
Organism: Capra hircus (goat)
Lineage: Eukaryota; Metazoa; Chordata; Mammalia; Artiodactyla; Bovidae
Gene: HEATR4
Product: HEAT repeat containing 4
Exons: 11
Coding region: 797-3412 (871 amino acids)
Molecular function (GO): oxidoreductase activity; protein binding
Source: RefSeq, a predicted model, not a curated record
AAACCCAGAAACAGCUUGCCCAAUAGUCAAGAGCUAAGGUGAUUUAUCUCCUUGAUAAAACAUUCUGCAGCUGUAAAACAUUUUAACAGUGUAGACAGUGUAGCAAUAUGGAAAAGUGCUGGUGAUACUGAAAGAGCAGACUGGAGAUACUGUCCUUAUGGUGCUGUUAAGGAGUCAAAUACUUAAUGGCGCAAGGUGUCACAGGGUAAAAGUUAAAAUAACUGAAAUGAACUAAGAGAGGCUUGUAAAUUUAUGUGUGACAUGGAGGCCUGGAUAGGUCAACAAAGAAUUCCAGAGUAGGCAGGAACUGAGCUGUCCUGGAAGAAUGGGCAGAAUUUCAUGUACAGGACACAGAAGGAAGCUCUACUUGUGAUGGGAAGGACACCCAGAGAAGAGCUAGAAGAGUCAGGAGAAGAGGUUAUGUUAAGACAAGAUCAUCAACAGGUUCUCGAGGAGAACCCUGAAUGCCAGGCUGUGUUGUCUGAACUUUGCGCUGUAAGUUUUUUGAACAGGGAGAAAGCCACAUUUGGGGGAAAACUGGAAGCAUGGGAUACUGUUAAAAGGCGGUAAUCUCUCAGGAGAUGAGGGGCUGAGUUUUGGGACAAAUGUGAGAACCAGAAGCAAAGGUCUGACACAAGGAAUAUUUUGAAUGUUGCAGCAACUCUUCGUCUUUCUAACUCACAUGGCUUCUCCCUGCUCCCUCAUCUCUUCUCCAAGUCUUUUCUUACUGACUGCUAUGGGCCACCAACUUCUACUGACCUAGAGCUCUCAUCAGUUCUUCCCAUCCCCUUAACAGAUGCCUGGCCGCGCCCCCAGGCCCUCCUCUGGACGCGGCAGCCUGGAAGGAGGCAUUUGCUGGGAAACAAUGACUAGAACAGAAAAGGGAAAGACCAUUCUUCCACACCGUUUCCGUCAGUCACUCCUCCCACGGCUGGGAUGGGGCAUGAUUUUCUCCAGUGUAAAACCAAGAAACAAAAAGGAAUGCACCUCCGUUUCCGGUGUGCCUCCAGUCUUCCACUUCAGCCCACAGCACUGUGCAUACCUCAAGAACAAAUACCUGAACAACGCCGGUGCAAACCUGACGUUUUCUCAGGAGGUGGUGUGGCAGCGAGGGCUGCCCAGCGUCCCUUACAGCCAGUACAGCUUUGACCAUCUCUACGACGCCAGUGGCAUCAUUCAGCCUCGCCAGGUCAGGAAGGCCCGGCCUGAGAAGAAGCCCGUCUACCUCAAGGUCUCAGAUUCUCCAGGUCCCCCAACAAAGGUCACCUCCCCGGCUGAGAACACGGAAAGCUAUGCCAAUCUUACAAAACUGAAGAAGUCAAAGCCAGCUAGUGCAGGCCAGGAGGCAUCUAGCCCCCUCAGUCUUCAUCCAAGUGGGGAGCUGGACAUGCUGGACCUGUCACUUGCUCCAGAAGUGAACCUGGAGGAGAGGGAAACCUGGCUUCCACCUCCUGAGAAGGAGGCCAGAGCCUGGGAGGCCGUGGUGCUGGAAAAGCUGAACAAGCGCACUGCCCGAUGGAUCCAGAGCAAGCGUCCUCCAAGGCCAGGGGUGUCCGCCAGUAAGUGGCAGAGCUUCUUGCGCCAGCAGUACGACUGGAGCCACAUCCGUGAUGAGCUCACUUCCUCCAGUGACCUGGACCUCUUGAAACAGCUGGAGGAAGAAGAGACGGCAGAAUUUGAGGGUCGAAGUGUCAUCCUGCCCACCCAGGAGGAAAAGAAGCCAGAGCUGCUGGUUCCUGUCUAUUAUCGACUGCCAAAUUACUUGCCGCAAGGGCAGACAGCUGAAACCAUGCCUGGCACGAAUAAGACAGCUGAGGAAAUAGAUGAAAAGGGGAGCGUCUACAAGUCCCCAAGCCAGAGCCACGUUCGACAGGUGAAUCCCCGAGCUGGAAAGUUUGCUUACUCCACAGACAACACCUUUGAACAGGAGAUUUAUUUCGAUGAAGUCCAGAUCGUUCACCAGAUUGGUGCAAAGAGAGACCAAAUUCUCCUGGAAAAUCUCAAUCGGUACAUCAAGCAGUUAUCUAAGGUCUUCCCUGAAACCCCAGAAAGGUGGACUUCUCAGCCAGUUCCUGAAUCAACCUGCAAGCCUGUGAAAGGAGCCAUGCGCUGGACAGCUUUGCCCACACCGGUCAAGGAUCUGCUGCUGAAGGUGGGUGAGAAGGACGUGUCUGUGAAGACCAGGAAACUGAAGAAGCAAGCAGAGUCACUGAAGGAGAAUGUGUCUUGGGAACUGGUGGUCCUGCGAAGGAUGCUGCAGGAAUGGAAGAUGGCCUGGGCUCUAAUCAUCGAGUGGCACCAUAAGACUGUCGAGGGCCUGCUGCAGAGCUUGGUGGACAUCCAUGAUGACGUCCGGAUCCAAGCCAUCGUCACUUGUGCCACAGCUGCUUUAGAACGGCCCCGUGCUGCCAUCAGUCAAGGGGACUCCGACAAGGAAGCUAUGAAAGCCUUACCUAUUCAGGACUUGCCAGAGGUUCUACAGCCCCCGCUAAUGGCUGCUCUUUGUGACAAGAAUGCCAAUGUGCGGAUGGCCGCAGCAGUAUGCCAAUAUGCCAUACAGUCACAUAAUCCUCUUGCCCAGGAAAUCAUGCAGACUGUCCUUCUGAAGGGGAAUACCGUGGACAGCUGGGCUGCAGCUCAGUGCCUGGCUCUGGAAGGUGCUGCCACUUACCCCGUGAUUAAGAGGAUCCUCCACCAGCUGUUUCAUAAGAAGAAUGAGGACACCGAGCAACAGUCUUGUACGCUCCUGCGCCAUCUCAGUGGAAAGACAACCCUGAUACAUACCAUGCUUGCUGUGGAGCUGAAUAGCCAUCAGUGGAAAGACCGCAUUGUGGCCUGCCGGGCUCUCUCCCGGAUCGGUGGAAAUGUGAGUUUGGAUAUGAAACAUAAGUUGAUCCAGCUGAUGUCGAGUGACUGGAAUAAGAAAGUGAGACAAGCAGCUGCCCAAGCUCUGGGGCAAAUGAACCUUGGAAAAGAGGUGCACGACACAAUCAGAAUCAAGCUGGGUCAAGGAAAUUUCCAGGAGCGUGUGGAAGCCCUCUACCUGAUUUGUGGGCUCAAGCUUAUGACCGCCAAGCUUCUCCCAAGCUUUCUGAACUGCUUCUCUGAUGACUUCAUGGCAGUUCGGCGGGCAGCUUGUUUGGCAGCUGGUGCCCUGCAGAUCCGUGAUAAUAUGAUUCAAACACUAAGCCAAAAGGAACUGUUGAUACAGAAAGUAUUCAAGAUUGAGGCAGCCGUAAGAAAAGCGAAGGAGGAAGCAAAACGUGUUUAUGUGCAACCCAAAGAAGGGCAAAAACCACUGAAGCUCCAUACUUUUCUCCAAGAAAAUUUUCAGAGUAGGUUUUCUAGGAAUGAGUCCUAUGCCUUGAUUCCCUUAACAAGCCUUUUCAGGACUGGCGGUCUGGGGACUUAGUUGUGAGCCCUGUAGGAUGAGAGCCAGGAAAGGAUACUUCUCUUUCUUCUUGGCCACCAUCUCAGUCUGUUAUCUUUUCCUUGCCCCUUGGGUUUUGAUUUUGCUAUCUGAUCCCUUUAGAAAAAUGAAUGAUGUAGCUCUGAACCAAUUUGAAAGUGAGGUUAAAAAAAAAAGGACACCUUAGAAAAACAAAAAAACUGCUGUAUGUCUGGCUAAGCACUCGGAAAAAGCCUCGAAGCUUAAACUUGAAUAGGCUGAGAUGUACUCUCAUGUAUAUCUAGGCUUUUGCAACUUAAAAAAGACUUCAUCAAGUUCUCAACUUUAUAUAACUGAAACUUAGCACUCAUGGCAAAAUGAUCUUAAAAGUUCCAGAUACAACCUAAAAUGAUGAGGUGGAGACAUCAAGCUGUACCAAAACAUAAAAUCAAGUGUGCCCAGGCAUAGCAGCAGCAGCCUCAGGUCAUUCAGCCAGCUAGCUGCCCACCAGCCACCACACCAAACCCAGGUUUUCUGGUUCCAAGUCCAGUGCUCCCUCUGGUACACCAGGCUCUCUUCCACCAACCAUGAGAAUAUUCAUUUGCCAGAUUUGGGGAAGUUUCUUUCAACUACCAGAAAAAAAUAAAAGAGUAGAAAGUAACUUGAACAGCAGCGUUCCCUCACGGCCAGCCUGCUACAAGCUGGCUGACUGUGGCUUAUGACAGCACAGCUAGUGACAUGCUGCCUGUUUUAGCAGCAGCGCCAGCCACUGAUGCAAGCAAGCACUGAGCAAAAACAUAAUACCCUUUAAAAAACAUAAUAUACUCAUAACUUUCCUAAUAGGAUUGUGCUGUUUCGGGUUCAAGGAGCAUGAUUAAAAUGAAUCAAUUACCUCUAGGGUUGCAAAAUUGGUCCCAAUCCUACAUC